AUGGCCAUCUCGUGGGGCAUCUUCCCUCCGCAGCCUUUCCCGGGCUACAGCAUGUACUUCACCUGUUCUCCCCUCACCUCUGUGCCCUGGGGAGAGCCUGGAGGCUUAGUCGAAGAGGCCAUGGGAAGCGACUGUGGUCUUGACAUGGCAGAGGACGGCGGGGCUGAUGGCUUAAGCACCAGCGACCAGAAAGCUUGUCGCGAGCAGUACAAUGCGACCUUCAAGCGUGCGACAUGGUUGGGUGUCCCCCCAGCCUUUUUGCAGCAAAUGGCUGUGUGUGGAAGGUGCACUGUUUGCGCGGCCUUCUCUAAGGUACGUAGUCUCUGGCGAAAAAUCAAGGCCGCAGUCAGGAAGGUGGUGGAGAAACUCCAAGCUAUCAAGCUGUACCUCUUUGGGUACAGCUUUGCUCCCUUCUCCGUCCGUCAGGAGAUGCAGCAGCGAUUUGAUGCGUACUUCCCCGACGAAAGCCAGCAAAACAGCUCUUUGCUGGAGGUGAAGCAGUCGAAGACCGCGGAAGAGGUGGACCACAUCAGGAUGGUGGAGGACGCCUUGUGGAAGCAAUUGGCACAGAAGCCGCAAGCGGAGGCAGAGCAUCACCUGUCUCCGCUGCAAACAAAGAUCGCCGAGGCAGAGAAGAGCGAGGAGGCUUUGCUUGCACAUGCACGGCGCACUGUGGAGUUGGAAACCGUGAGGCAACAGCAAGAGUUUCAGCGGAAGUUGCCAGGCAUGAAGCACAACCUGGACUGCCGCGAGGUGUUGGAGGCUUCUGCAAAGAAAGCUGUCGUAUCGCUAUCGCUGAUUGUGUCAUUCCCGAACGUUGCUGCUGCCAUCGUUCAUGCGGUUUCCUUGAACGUCGUCGGAGCACUACAUUCCCUGAUUCCCAGCGUCUCCAUCACUGCGUCAGGGAACAGGGGCAUCAUCGACAGUUCGAUGGAUCGCUGCCUCGAGGCUCUUCGCGAAGCCCGCGAGCCAUACCUGGACAAAUGCACACAUGAAGCACCGCUGAUGGCAUGCACGGCGCGGACAUACCAGCGACUGAUGCAAGGCGCGCUCUCCCAGCAGUGGUGGCCUCUCAUGCACAACUCUGCAGGGACUUACGGGUCGAUCGACCUGGGGUACAGCUACGACAGCCUCAUGAGCUCGCUGAAAUGUGCCGGCAGGGGCAGCUGCCUCGAAAAAGGCCUCGCCGACAUGGAGAAGGAGGAGAAGGAAGAGUGGAAGACGAUUGGCGAGAACUCGUCUGCAGAAGCUGACCGCUUUGCCCAGCUGCAAUGUUCGUUUGCUGGCAAUCGUGUGGACACAGAGGACACGGCAAACAACAAGCUACCCGUGUUCACUGACAAAAUCUGGGCGGCAGCCUUGAAGGCACAUGGCAAUGCCGUGGAGGAGCUCCCAUCUAUCUCCAGGCCCUGUCCUAGCUUCCUGCCCUUCGUCGUGGCCUUCUGUGCCUCCGACCUCCGAUGCACCGAGGAGGCCGACUCCGCGGGUGUUGGCUACUUUGGGCCUGGCCAGAUGAGCGUGGCACAGAAGGAGGUGGCAAAGUACAUGCAGCCUUUCGAGAACAGCACGAAGGAGUCUGUGAAAGCCUCGAUCUUCACCGAACGCGAGCAAUUGCCUCGCGAUCGACGGGAACUUGACGACAUGUGGAGUAUGCUUGUCAAAACGAACAUCGACAUGGCUGAGGAAGAGGAUGCCUUCGAAUGGAACCUCCUCUGGCGCACGGCCAACCUCACUGCUGAGCUUGGCUUGAUGCAAACCUGGCCGCGUAUCUUCGGUGCUCUCAAUGGAACUAGCUCUGAGAGCGUUGAUUGGAUUCAGACCCGUCUCUAUUGGGAACGAGUGUUGUUCCUUGCUCUUCGCCGGCUCCGGGCUCGCGAAGCGAAAUCAGGGCCGGCGCACGUCAAGGAGGAUCGAUCUUUGGCAGAUGUCGCCCUCAACUUGCAAAGCAUCUUCGAGACGAAGUUGUGCUCCCCGGGGGCUUUGGGUGGCCUCAAGGAAAAGCAUCUUCGACGACUGGGUGUUCGAGAUGAGGUGGCAUUGGUCGUGCACAGCUUGGACACAGACAAUGUGGUGAAAGCUCUCUGGAAGAACUGGAUGGUCUUGCACAUCAAGUUACGCCCGGGCCAGUCCAAGCGAAGGCUCGUUCUCCUACAGCACCUCCUGAAGAAGCACAGCUGCCGCUGUAUGUGCUACGAUGCCUGUGGAAAGCUCGAGGCAUCUGCAGCGGCCAAUUGCCAGGCCUUGUGGCCCCACGACGACGAGAAGUUCAAGUACUGGAGACCCAUCCUUCGCGUCAAGGAGGUCGUCCUGGACAGGGUCUAUCGACCACGUGCCGCGGUGCUGAAGGAUGCUGACAUCCAGGUCAUCACUCGGCCUGCAUUGGGCGGCUGCGGCACCCGUUUGGAGAUCAGACCGCACCGAAGCUUCGGCAAGGCCCUCGUGGGCUUUCCCGCGAGGUGCAACACGCCGGACCUUUUCCGGGAGAGCAAGCCGAUGGACCUGAAGAUCACACUUUGGUCGAACAAUGACCGAGACGACGAGCCCCUGGAAUGGAAUGACUUCGUGGAAGCAAACCGGCCAGACGCGAUGUGGGGAAACACCCAGGCCGACGACUUUGACAAGUCGUUGUUCAAGCCACCUGAGCCGACGGAGGGUCGUCGGCCAGCAGCUGAGGAGGAUCUCAGUUGGAUCGACAAGAUCGCCGACGAGUACAUUGACGAUGCCAGUGGGUCUCCAGAGCCAGAAGACCUGGACGCUGAAGACAGCGGUGACUUUGACGCCGAUGACUACGCAGACUUGGAUACCGAGUUUCUGGACUCCUUGCUUCCGGAUUCGCCGGUCAAGUCAAGGUAG
Messenger RNA from Symbiodinium sp. CCMP2456, 2853 nucleotides. The record is from the annotation of a GenBank genome assembly. Lineage: Eukaryota; Dinophyceae; Suessiales; Symbiodiniaceae.